GCUGAAUAAAGUUGCCUUUGUACCUUGUCUUACUACAGGGAAGUUACAGUGAAGGACAGACUGCUAAAAUGACAGGCGGCAUAGGCGACGGUUCAGGCAAGGUCCUGACCCUCGAUGAUCUCAUCGAGGCAAUGAACAAGCGGGAGAGAACACCAAGAAGUGUCCCCAAAGUCGACACCUUCCACUUCAAUGGGGAACGAGCUUCUGAGUGGCUGGACCUAGUGGAGCAAGCCUUAGUGGGAGUACCAGACGAGACAAAAUUCAAACACAUCCUGCAGUAUGUGCUCCAUAAGCACCAUCCGGAAGUGCAGAAGGUGGUCGACGACGCUAAUGGCGAUUGGGCUAAAUUUAGGGAAGGGAUGCAGCGGAAGUAUAGGUUGGGGGACGGCUUGCUUACUAUGGCGGACCUAGAGGCAAUGAAUAGGGACGACUUCACCACCAUUGGGGCAUUCCUGCAAGAAUUCAAAAAGAAGGCGAGAAAGGUACAUGGGAUAUCAGAGGAGGCGUACAUGCGGGAAUUACGAAGUGAUUACCUGCCGGAACACUCGGUCACGGAGCCUGGCUUGUUCACAAUCGAGGAGUCAGAAGACGCGCAUCGGAGGCUUAUGGAAGAGCCCGAGGAGGAAGUAGAAGGUGAAGCCUUCUCGCUCAGCCUGUCGGAUGUGGGAAAGGCCAUGGAUAUAGUGGCCAUGCACAAGAUGGCCAAUCUGGAUGUCAUUCAGGCGUUGAGGGAGCAGGUUCUGGAGUAUCCCAAGGUAGGGGAAAUGGAGCUGGUCUAUCGGUUUCCUAAGGGGAGAAUGGAUCCGGCGGUGGCACAGGCAUAUGCACGAGCGACAAAGGACGAGGAGGUGUACUACGAACGGGAGCGAGCGUUGAUACGGCGAAUGAGGGAAAAAGCGUUAGAAGGGCCAUGCCAUAUCAAUGAGGAAAACAAAGGAAAGUUGAUAGUGGGAGAACCGGACUUCCUAUUACCGCGGGAAAGAGCCAUGAUGGUGAAACUGAUGAAGAAAAGACAUCGCGCCUAUGCUUUCAGUGACGAGGAGCGUGGCAGGUUGGAUGUGGACAAGAUUCCAACGAUUCGCAUCCAUACCGUGCCACACGAGCCAUGGAACCUAAGGUGGGCACGAUACCCUGACCCUUACGAAGAGAAGAAGGUAGUGGACUACCUCGAUGAUAAAAUACGUACGCACGUCGCCGACUACUCGAGCGGACCCUGCGCAUCCCCGUGGUUUUGUCUUAUUACACCCAAUGGGACGCUAAGGUCCUUCAUCAAGAACUUUGCGGCAAAGACAGAGCAAUUAAGGAAGCUGGUCCGGCAGGAUCAGGAGUGGACCUGGGGUGAGGAUCAGGAAGAGGCAGUGGCCAACAUGAAGGAGGAGUUCCGGGAAGGAGGAUUGGUGCUGGGAGCGCCCGAUUAUGACGCUAAGGAGACGAUACCAUUCAUUGUGGAGAUCGAUGUAGGACCGACGACCUUGGGUGGAGUUCUAAUCCAAGCAGACAUCAAGGGGAAGGAGAGGCCGUUGCGCUUUGAGAGUCGCACGCUGAGGUUCAUCUUAAGGGUAGACCCAACGACUCUGGCGUUCUCCCUGAGGAAUUAUGUUCCGUCCGAUCCAACAGUUGCCAGGUGGUUGACAUACAUCUGGAUGUUCAACUUCGAGUUGGAACGAAUCCCAGGGAACAAGAACAAGGCAGAUGGACUAAGUCGCAUCAACUGGGAUAGGCAGGACGGGGAAGCUGUAGAGGAUACGCCCCAAGUUUAUGGCUUUCUGGACCAGGACGAGGACAUCCGCCUCCACAUCAAUAAGUGGUCCCCACGAGUCCCCAACUGCGUUGGCCAUCCUAUCUGGCAUGCGCCUAAGGGGUAUGGGCAGAAAGCUGAGUUGGUGCUCAAGCCUUUCGAAGAGGAGGAUCCCWGGGGUGGUAAGGACGUCCAAUGGAUGACCAAGUUGACACUCGUAGGUAGCCAUUGUAUGGUGGAUGAGGUACUGACGAUAGAGGAGGGUCCGGAUAAGGUAAAACAUCACCAGGAAUUAAUGGGAGGGAUGUGCCUCCUCGUCAAUGCGCUCCUGCAGGAGUCCCUUGAUCGAGAAAGCUCACUAAAUUCGGUCGAAGGAAGAGAUACUGCGUUGGAGAGCCAGGAUGACGAGUUCAAAGAGGGAGAGAUCAAGGAGGCAUUCCGCGCAGAGGAGUAUGAUGGGAUUUACCUAGAGCUGGGACUUCUCUUAUCCUGCGAGAUGCAUGAUAGAGACGCAAGCCAUAGGGCGCAGAUGAUGAGGGAUCACUACCUAGUAAGGGACGGUCAUCUCUUCGUAAGAAGGAAAGUAAGGAACCCCAGGCGUGUGGUAUGUGGUCGCAACCGUCAGAUCGACGUCAUAGCGGCGCUUCAUGAUGGCAUUGCAGGCGGACACCGGGGAAUUACUGCCACAUAUGUCAAAAUAAGUGAGCUAUACUAUUGGGACGGGAUGAUGAAGAUGGUUGGGAAAUUCUGCCGGUCUUGUGUGCCGUGCCAGGAGCAGUCCCGUCUAAAGCUAGGAGAGCCACUGCAUCCAAGGCUGGAGAGAGAGGUUGGGGCCGUAGUACACCUCGACUUAUUGUUCAUGCCCCUUGGGGACCAUGACUACAAUUACAUCUUCGAUGCGCGCGACAACCUAUCUGGCUUCGUAGAUGGACGGAUAAUCCGUACGAAGACUGGGCCAGUUCUGGUCAGCUGCAUCGAGGAAUAUUACCUACGCUACCCGUUCGUUAGAGAGUUCGUAAUGGACAGGGGAUCGGAGUUCACCUGUCAGGAGGUGCAGGAGCUGCUGUCAAGAUAUGGGGUAGUGACUAACUACACCAUGGCCGCCCACCCUCAAGCGAAUGCCCCCGUUGAAAGGGGGCAUAGCACCAUUACGGCCUUGCUAGCGAAAUGGACAGAAGGUAAGCCCUGCCAGUGGCCGAGAUAUCUGAGGGCCGCCUUCUUCGUUGAGAACAUCACAGUGAAAAGGACCACUAAGUACGCGCCGGCCACACUGUGGUAUGAAAGACAUGCUACCUUUCCAAUCGAGAGUUUCCUAAAGACUUGGAGGCGUCAGGACUUGGAGGUAAAUCUGUCUUUCGAGGAGUUGCUCGAUAUAAGAGUUCGGCAGGUGGGUGCGAUUGAGGAAAGGGUCCAAGAGGCAUCCGACCAUGUAGAGAGGAGCCGUAUGGACGAUAAGGAUCGCUGGGACCAGUCAACUCGUGUAAGAAAGGUACCCUUGGUAGUUGGGGACGUCGUGCUCUUGUAUGAUUCAUCCCUGGAAAAACAAUGGUCCAGGAAGCUGGACAAGAGGUGGUUAGGUCCCUACCGGGUCAUGCGAUGCGGGGAGUUCGGUGCAUACCAGAUCGAGGAGCUGAAUGGAGCAGAGUGGAAAGACUGGGUGUCAGGGACGAGGUUGAAAAAGUUCGUGGCCAGAGAAGAGGCGCUUGCUAGGCGAGAAGAGGAGGACGUACCUGAGGUAGAAAGACAAGAGGAGCACCCCGAGGGUGUACUGGGGCCAGUAGAGUUCCACCACUAUACUGAAGGAGGAUUGGGGGAAGGGCCACAAUAUAUACAGGAAGAGAUACCGGCCGUUGAAGGGUCAUUGCAAGCAUUAGAGGCACAUCUGGACGCUGCCCAAUGGAGAGAGCCGCCGAUGAGUGAGAGGCGUAUUGAGGCUGUCGCGGAGAUACCACAAGAGGACAUUCCAGACCCUGAACAAGAGGAGGGGCCGAGUGCUACGAAGGGCCGGAUUGGGGAUGAGAUCAUAGAAGUGGAGGAGGACACUCCCCCUCAGGAACCCGCCGUGGGACUGAGACUUGGUAAUCCUCACGGGAGUCCGCCUGAUGUGAGGAGGGAGCCUCGGCAAGAGGCACCUAUGAGAAAAGUCAUUUUGGAGCCUGAGGAGGCAGAGGCCAAGAGGAAGGCUGAGAGGGAAGCCUUCGAAUUCAGAGCCCCUACGGAGCUUGCGGUGCUACCCACGAUGGCUGCAGACCCUGCCAUGCCACCGUCACUUGAGGAGAGACUGCCCCCGGCCAGUGACGAGCCUCCCCAAGGCUUGACAGGAGGUUCCUUGGACGUGCUACUGGAAGCAGUCCACUCUAUGCAGGAGGAUGAUGGCUUGUUUUCACCAGAGUCCAAGUUGGAAGAACCCCUGGAGAGCGAGAUGGGAGGUGCAAUGGAGGGCAUCAUCGCAGGCAGGCCCCAGAGGUUGGAUACUCCUGACUAUGAGCCAGAGGAAGCAAGGGCGCAACCAGGGCCUAGUUCGCGAGAGUCGGAGGCAGGAUGUGAGAGACCCAGAGAUGUGCCUCCGUGCCAUGAGUCGGACAGAGAGGCCAGGGAAACCCCAUCGCCAGUAGGGCCCCAACGAAAGAAGAAAAGGCCUAGGAAGUCUUUUGACUCGACCUGCUUCUAUUGUACGAAAGGAGAGCACAGGGCAUUGCAGUGCCUCAAGUUCCUAAAGGACCAGGCAGGCGGGAAGGUCUCGGAGUAUGAUGGGAAGAUGCAUGAUAGGCAGGGUAGAGUGGUGGAAUGAUAUGUAGAUGGGGGUAGAGCUCAGUUGUACAGGCAG
Molecule: messenger RNA, 4565 nt
Organism: Chara braunii
Lineage: Eukaryota; Viridiplantae; Streptophyta; Charophyceae; Charales; Characeae
Source: the annotation of a GenBank genome assembly